AUGCAGACGGAGCUGCCUCGCAUUAUGCAAACAGUGCCAGUGCCUCAUUCUGGUCACAUGGCAGCUCCACCACCCCUAACACUGAUACCGUCGUCCUCUCCUCCUAACACUCGCUCAGUGCCAUUUCAUCCAAAAAUCACGUCAUUCGCACCCACUCCGCUUACACCUACAGGGAUCCAAGUUUUGAUGACCACUGGACAAAAAAGGGAAGAGCAGGAACAGAGGUACCGAGACCUUGCUGACACUAUAGCAGCGGCCUUCAAUACACUUCGGGACACCCAUAUUGCUUGCUUUGUACGAGGCGUAGAAGACUGGCAGGAACAUUCCAUGACACGUUGCAAACAUGGUGUAUGCUCCCUUGGUGACUCGGAUUGGCAGCAAUGGCAAGCCAAUGCACUCAGGCUCUCUGAAGGUUGGUGUUAUAAAUGCUGUGUACCCCAAAAAAGCACAGGUGGCUGGCACUCGUAUGUUAAAAAAGACAUGGUCUGCCCGGAUGCGAAUCUUAUCAAAGCCGCAAUUUAUGUCCUAUGGACUUACCCACCAACCGACUUCAAACUCACUGAUUGUGAAUUCGUCAUUCCCGAAUGCUUAGGUUCCUUGAAUGCCUUUCAAGACUGGCUCCUCGAGGCUCCACGUGAUAUGGACAUUCCUCCCAAAACGGGGUUUAACAACAUGCUGCGCCUUUUCGUCUGGUUACUGGAAAGGCGACAGAUUUCUGUGUGA
Molecule: messenger RNA, 723 nt
Organism: Heterobasidion irregulare TC 32-1
Lineage: Eukaryota; Fungi; Basidiomycota; Agaricomycetes; Russulales; Bondarzewiaceae
Exons: 2
Coding region: 1-723 (240 amino acids)
Source: RefSeq, a predicted model, not a curated record